AUGCGCGAGGACUUGCAGCUCGAGACGCUGCUGGCAACGCUCGACAUGGAAAAGGCCACGCGAAAAAGACUGCAAGAAGCGUUUCAAGCUCAGCAGCAGGCGCUUUCCUUAGCGCAAGAGCGAGUAGACAAGCUGGACGUGCAGGUCACUAAUUACCAGAAGACCGAGACGGUGCUAGCCCAAUCCGUCGCACACCUGCAACAUCGCUUCGCCACCAAAGACCAACUGCGUGCGGCGUCAGUAGAGCACGUCCAGCGUGAAUUAAUCGAGCAACAUGAACAGGAAAUGGCUGCACUAUGCGGGGAGCUGGCAAUCGCACGGAGUACCGAGAAAAUGGCGCAGGAACAGCUGCAACAACUUCAGAAGGAGCUUAAGACCCUGCGUGCUAACGAGCAACUAGCGCUUGCGUCUAGAGAAAAUGUGGCCACACACGAGCAAGAGUUGCAAGCUAAAAUCGCUCAGCUGGAGACCGAGAAGGCUGUACUGCACAGCAAGGCCCAGCAAGUGCAGAAGGCAGACGCCCAGCUUCGUAGCCAGGUUCACGCCCAGAGCGAAGAAAUUGCGACGUUGCGAAAGGAUAAGGAAGCGUUACAGCGCGAUAACAAAGAGCUGGGCGAGAUCGCCAGCGACCUGAUGCAGAUGGCCGAGCGGCAACACGAAGAGAACAAACGCAAGAAGCGCUUACGUUUGUCUCUCGGGUAA
Phytophthora infestans T30-4 is the source of this 702-nucleotide messenger RNA. RefSeq lists its product as uncharacterized. The coding region runs from base 1 to 702 and encodes 233 amino acids. The record is from RefSeq and is a predicted model, not a curated record. NCBI's taxonomy places the organism in Eukaryota, Oomycota, Peronosporomycetes, Peronosporales, Peronosporaceae. The transcript has 2 exons.